AUGGCCGCAGCACAGACCUCAAGAGUUCCGCCGAGCACGCGAUGGGUGUCUUUCGACGGUUGGGACUACAACGGCAUGAAGGAGCGUUUGCAGGGACUGCUCGCAAAGAUCGACAAGUCUGUACUUGUGCGCCACGCCGAGCUCAUCAAGGGCCAGGAAGUUACCAUGAGCCAGCCCUUCUCGGCGGGCCAGUACUGGAUCCGUUUCGAGAUGAUUGCCGAGGACGGCAGUCUGGUCAUUGCCGAUGAGGGAGAUGAACUAUACGCCAUUGCCUGCGAGGUCGCAACGAUGAAAUUUGUGAGGCAAAACCUCCCCGCCGUUACUAUUCCUCGUGUAUACGCCUAUGAGGGCCCAGGGUCGCAGCUUGCUGCCGAUGCCGGUGCCAUAUACAUGCUUUUGGAAGGCUUCUAUGGGAAUACCUUGCAAGAUGUUGAGUUCGAUAUGUGCAACCUAUCGGUACAAGCAGAACUGGCGACCUUGGCGUAUCCUUGGAUCGGUUCCAUCUCUUCCGUAUCAAAAACGGGAGAGCCUAUUAUUGACAGGUUGGCCACCGCCUCGGCCGAAGAGCUUAGGGACGAGGGGCCUUUCUCUAGUGCGGCUGAGUAUUUCACUGCCGUUGGAGACGCCGCAAUCAGCAAGCUGGAUCUGUCCGAUACGGAUUUAAAAGGCAGUUCAAUGUCCUUUACCAGGCUGGGUGCCUUUGUCUUUCGCGACAUCGUACAUAACACUGCAUUAUUCGAGGACAGUGACACUGAUGGGCGAUUUCCCCUCAAUCAUAUGGAUCUUGGCACACGGAACAUCCGUGUCGACAAGAACUUCAACUUCCUGGCUAUCAUCGACUGGGAGUUCGCCCAAACCGCCUCCUGGCAGGUCAACCACUACCCCAUGCCCUUUCCGUUGCUGGGGUCAGAGGCGGAGAUUGAAGGCAUUCUUCAGGAUCCCAAUCACCUUGCGCACAGAAACGUGUCGCGGCAGGAGUCUGCUCGAAGAAUGUACACCCAGAAGUUCCGAGACGCCGAGAUGGAACUUCGGCAGAAGGGACCGUCCCUCGGAGGGUCAUUCGCCAAAGUGUUGGACAGCCCGGCAUCAAGAAUAUAUGCUUGUUUCACCAAGCUCGGCGGCUUGCCGGAGGCGGAUGCGAGCCUCGUCUACGAGAUGGUGCGGCUUGCCUUUGGGUUGGAUGCCAAGGAGACGGAACGGUAUCUUCAUAAGAUAGACUGUAAGGCGAGAAGAUCAGAGGGCUGUCGAGGGCAAGGCAAGUAA
Messenger RNA from Ilyonectria robusta, 1263 nucleotides. RefSeq lists its product as uncharacterized. Lineage: Eukaryota; Fungi; Ascomycota; Sordariomycetes; Hypocreales; Nectriaceae. The transcript is spliced from 3 exons. Bases 1 to 1263 code for a protein of 420 amino acids. The record is from RefSeq and is a predicted model, not a curated record.